AAAGAUAAAGAAAAGUUGCAUCCCGUAAUUGACAAUUUGGCAACAACCAACCACCCAAAUCCUUGUGAAUGACCACCAAGCUCUUGUUCCUGUGUUAGAUAUAUUAAUCAGAAGAAGCAAGCAAGCAGCCAUUAACGAUUGAAUGGCUUCUUAUUUGAAUUCGUCUAUGGUGUUAUCGAAGCCGAAACAGCCGGCUUCCCACCUUGAUUUUCUCAAUUCGCAACAUCUGUCGUCAUGGUCUCCGAUUACUAGUGUUAGAUGGCGAACACAUCAUCAGCGGUGUUCUGUGCAGCAGGUUAAGGUUAGGGCAUCAUCAUCGAUGGGAAAAGGUUUGAAGGUUAUGAUUUCUGGUGCGCCUGCUUCUGGUAAAGGAACACAAUGCGAGCUCAUUACUACCAAAUAUGAUUUAGUGCAUAUUGCAGCUGGUGAUUUACUGAGAGCAGAAAUUGCAGCGGGAUCUCAGAGUGGGAAGCAAGCAAAGGAAUACAUGGAGAAAGGACAACUCGUUCCAGAUGAAAUAGUUGUCACGAUGGUUAAGAAUCGUUUAUCACAACCAGAUUCUGCUGAAAAGGGUUGGCUUUUGGAUGGAUACCCAAGAAGCUCUUCACAAGCUACGGCCCUUCAAGCCUAUGGUUUUAAGCCCGACAUAUUUAUUCUUCUUGAAGUUCCUCAGGAAAUUCUUGUUGAUAGAGUGGUCGGUCGUAGGUUGGAUCCAGUUACUGGUAGAAUAUACCACAUGACAUAUUCACCCCCUGAAACCGAAGAAAUUGCUGCAAGGCUAACCCAACGGUUUGAUGACACAGAAGAAAAGGUAAAGCUUAGGCUGCAAACACAUAACCAAAAUGUAGAAUCCGUCCUUUCAUUGUUUGAAGAUAUUACAGUCAAGGUGGAUGGAAGUCUCUCCAAGGAGGAUGUAUUUGCCACGAUUGAUAGUGCGCUCUCAAAUCUUAUCAAGCAAAAGAAUGCCACUUUAGGAAUGGCAGCUGCGUGAUCUAAAACGAUAACAAGCCUGCCGUUACAUUGUCAUUUUGUCAUCUCAUUUGGUUUGAUGUGUAAUUUUUUUCUUUUAUUAUUGUUUUUCAUAAUGUUCUUGCAAGACAUUUUUCAGGAUGACAAUGUUGUAUUUGAUACACAUAUAGAUAUGUUAUAUAAUAAAUAAUGCUUUUCCAACUA
Molecule: messenger RNA, 1173 nt
Organism: Helianthus annuus (common sunflower)
Lineage: Eukaryota; Viridiplantae; Streptophyta; Magnoliopsida; Asterales; Asteraceae
Product: adenylate kinase, chloroplastic
Exons: 7
Coding region: 143-991 (282 amino acids)
Biological process (GO): nucleoside triphosphate biosynthetic process
Cellular component (GO): cytoplasm
Molecular function (GO): AMP kinase activity; nucleoside diphosphate kinase activity; ATP binding
Source: RefSeq, a predicted model, not a curated record